Molecule: messenger RNA, 1269 nt
Organism: Aspergillus pseudoviridinutans
Lineage: Eukaryota; Fungi; Ascomycota; Eurotiomycetes; Eurotiales; Aspergillaceae
Product: NADH:flavin oxidoreductase/NADH oxidase
Exons: 2
Coding region: 1-1269 (422 amino acids)
Cellular component (GO): intracellular anatomical structure
Molecular function (GO): FMN binding; NADP binding; NADPH dehydrogenase activity
Source: RefSeq, a predicted model, not a curated record
AUGGCAUGGGCGGACGUCCCCAUCAAGCCCGCCCAGGGUAUCUCCUACUUCACACCAGCGCAGAGCCUCCCAGCAGGCACCGCUCGUCAGCCUCAGACAAGUGGCAAGCCCAUCCCCAAGCUCUUCCAGCCCUUAACCAUCCGCAGCACAAACUUUCAGAACCGCGUUGGCGUAGCGCCCAUGUGCCAAUAUAGCGCAGACGAUGGGCACAUGACCUCAUGGCAUAUCGCCCACUACGGCGGCAUUGCCCAGCGUGGAACGGGAAUGAUCAUCAUCGAAGCCACUGGUAUUGUUCCUGAAGGCCGUAUCACACCCGUUUGCUCGGGUCUGUGGAAAGACUCCCAGAUCGCACCACUCAAGCAGGUCAUUGAGUUUGCUCACAGUCAGGGUCAAAAGAUUGGCAUUCAGGUGGGCCAUGCAGGCCGGAAGGCCUCGACAUUGCCUCCUUGGCUAGGCGGUGCUACGGCCACAAACGCGGUUGGCGGCUGGGUGGAUAAUGUCAAGGCUCCUAGUGCCAUUGCCUUCGCUGAGGGCGACAUUAUUCCCAAGGCCAUGACGAAGGAGGACAUUGAAGAGGUCAAGGCUGCCUGGGUUGCGGCGAUCAAGCGAGCCCUGGCUGCUGGCGCUGAUUUUAUUGAGAUUCAUAAUGCCCAUGGAUAUUUGCUCUCCUCUUUCCUUAGCCCGUCGUCUAACAAGCGUACCGACGAAUAUGGUGGCAGUUUCGAAAACCGCAUCCGUCUCUCCCUUGAGAUUGCUCAGCUCACGCGUGAUACUGUGGGACCCAAUACCCCCGUUUUCCUACGUGUCUCCGCAACUGACUGGCUGGAGAACAUCCUCCCUGAGGAGAAGGGGUGGAAGCUGGAGGAUACAGUGGAGUUUGCCCGCGCCCUUGCCAAGCAGGGUGUCGUCGACUUGAUUGAUGUCAGUACCGGUGGUAUGCACAGCGCACAGGUGGUGACCUCCGGCGCUGGCUUCCAAGUUCCAUUCGCAAAGGCUGUCAAGCAGGCCAUCAGGGACAAAAUGUUCAUUUCCGCUGUGGGCACUAUUCAUAACGGUGUGCUGGCCGAUAAGAUCUUGAACGAUGAUGAUAUUGAUGUCAUCCUAGUUGGUCGUGCCUUCCAGCGUGAUAGUGGACUUACCUGGGCCUUCGCCAAAGACUUGGAUGUCGAAAUUGCCAUGGCUGCGCAGAUCCGCUGGGGUUUCACGAGCUCCCGCAAUUCGUCCGAGUACAUCGAGCCAAACUCAAUGAAGGCGUCUAUUUUUGACUAG